Molecule: messenger RNA, 4210 nt
Organism: Bufo bufo (common toad)
Lineage: Eukaryota; Metazoa; Chordata; Amphibia; Anura; Bufonidae
Gene: ZC3H12A
Product: zinc finger CCCH-type containing 12A
Exons: 8
Coding region: 1875-3812 (645 amino acids)
Biological process (GO): 3'-UTR-mediated mRNA destabilization; nuclear-transcribed mRNA catabolic process, RNase MRP-dependent
Cellular component (GO): nucleus; cytoplasmic ribonucleoprotein granule
Molecular function (GO): mRNA binding; metal ion binding; RNA endonuclease activity
Source: RefSeq, a predicted model, not a curated record
UUGACUUGUCACUGUGGAGGAAGCACAGUAAUGUGUCUGUACACUGCAACGGAGAACCUCUCAUGAACUGCACGUGUGAAUAUACCCCAAGACUGGCAUGAGCAGUGACUCAGAGGAUCACUACAAAGGGUGGUUUUAAUGCUAAGAAGAGUUAACCUCAUGCUACAGAGUUAAGUACUUAUUUUUCUUGUACACUAUGUAUGGGCAAAAAAUAGUUCCGACCACAUUUCAAGGCCAUUCAGACAGUAAGAUACUGCACGCUUAUGGCAAUAAGACUAAUGUUUGUGAAAAGGGAACAUUGCUUCUGUGCCCACCACACUUUGAGAUGGACUAGCCAUCCGGAUCUAAGAUCUGCACUCCACAGCCUGGGAACCGCAGAAAGCGUUAAUGAGAACAGAAUCUCACACCUGUGGUUAAGAUUGCAAAAUGAACUUGGAGUGAGAAUUAGGGAGGAUUGCAACCAUCAUUGUUUGUACAUAUACACAGCUAUUGGGAAAAGACUACACUGUAAUAUACUUUGGAACUGUGCCUAUUGCUAUUUGUACUGCUACUACUCCCAUCAUCAGCUCAGUAAGGGCCAAUGGGCCUGGUUAUUGACUCCAUCAUCCAUACACAGGCCUUUGCACCUGCCCUUGUGCCUUGCACCCAUCAGUCUAGCAUCAAGGGCAACCCAAUCACCAACAGACCAGAGCCCCUAGAAUGUCCAGCCAAUGUUAACCACCACUCCUAUCAUGCCAAAACUAUCACUCCCCUCCUCCCAGCUCUGUCCCUGCUGGUCACUGCACUUGUCUCUUGGGUGUGUGCCAGUCUUUCAAAGCAAUAUGAAGAGUACAAAGUUUACUGCAUGGUAAAAAAAAUAAAAAAAUAAAAAAUUGUGAAGAAUUUUAGUAAAUCGGUGAAGAUAUGCCCUUUUUUAAGAUGUAUAAGAUGUAGCUCACACAGUACGCCACCCCACCCCAGUGCUAAAAUAGGUUGUGCCACGGGUUGUUUUAAUAAAAUUUAGCAUAAAAAACAUCCCCACCGGUCUCUACUUCUGGAUCCCUCUCUACACAGGUUGGCCACUCACUGGUUGAGGUUGGUCCAGGAUAGGACCAUGAUGUAGAGAUCAGAGGGGACCUAGGAACCAUUAGGACUGAAGCACCAUAGGGCUGGUGAUGUAUGACUUUUAUAUAUAUAUAUAUAGAGAGAGAGAGAGAAUUCUGACCCUUAAAAACAAAUCAACCAGACAUCUUUUGUAUAAAGUUUAAUAAAUGUACUAAUGAACUAAUACAUUGGCCAAUUACAGAUGGAAAACGUCCUAUGCGUGUCCUUUUCUACUUUUCCACAUGUAUUUUACUAAAUCUAUCCAAUGAAGGGAACAGGGAAAUUAAAAAUAUAUGUCUAUAUGGGGUAGGUUAACCAAGUAUAGUAAAGCUAUAAUGAAGCAACUGUCCUCUACACAAUCAUGUAGUAUAAUGGGUGUAACGCUGGUUUAUGUGACGGUCUACCUUUUGCAUAAUGUUUCAGCUCUGCUUUUCUAACUCUAAUAUAUAGCUGUAGAAAAUACAUCUUUAGUAUUUAGCAUCUCAGAUACAGACACACCACCACGGCAUCCAGAGAUGUUUUGACAUCUCCUCUAAUUCCCUGAUGCAUACAAUUGAGUGAAUGUAUCUUUAAAUCUCCGGAUGUAGCUAUGUCAUUACCACGCACAUGUACACGCCCGACUGACUGUACACUAGCUUCCUGUUACAUAAAAACACAGAGAAGAAAUGUCACAGCCAGGCCUGCACUGCAAGUCUCAUGCUCUCGGCUUUAGCAACUCUUCUAUUUAGUUUGUGCGUCUUCUCCUGAUAAAGCUGGAGGCCAUUGAAGCAUACUAGACUGAGAACUUCAGAAUGGAUAGCCUUCCUUAUGAUCUCAGUCAUUGUCUGGAUCUUCCAAGUUGGAGUGAGCUCAAAAUAUUAAAUGAGAAUGAGCAUUUAAAGAGUGACAACGCAGUAAAAUAUGGGGACUCGUUUGAUUCAGGAUUUCCAAGCCUAAACCAUGUUGCACCCAAAGGAAAAUCUCUCAAAGGUACAAGAGGUGACUGGUCACUAGAAAAGUCCAGUUCACCUGACUUUAUUGACCAGUCCGAAAUGCAGAUGAAAAUGGACUUCUUCAGAAAACUAGGCUAUUCCGCAGUAGAAACCUAUGCCGUACUGCAGAAUCUUGGCAUGGAAGCAGAUAUAAAUACUGUAUUGGGAGAGCUGGUAAAACAUGGAGGCAACCCAGAAAAGGAAGCAGUGCCAGAGGAGUCAAGUGAUGCUGUUUUAGUCCCACCAGGAGGCACACGCACACGGCCAACCACAUCUUCAACAGAAGACAAUAGUAACAACUUGCGACCAAUUGUGAUUGAUGGAAGCAAUGUGGCAAUGAGCCAUGGAAAUAAAGAUGUAUUCUCCUGUCGUGGAAUAUUGCUCGCUGUCAAUUUUUUCCUGGAAAGAGGCCAUACAGAUGUUACAGUCUUUGUACCAUCAUUCAGAAAGGAACAGCCUAGGCCUGAAAUGCCCAUUACUGAUCAACACAUUUUAACUGAUCUUGAGAAGAAGAUGAUUUUGGUUUUCACUCCUUCUCGGAGAGUUGGUGGGAAGCGGCUGGUGUGCUAUGAUGAUAGAUUUAUUGUCAAGUUGGCCUACAAAAGUGAUGGAGUUAUCGUUUCAAAUGAUACCUACAGAGAUCUCCAGAGUGAAAAGCCAGAAUGGAAGAAGUUCAUAGAAGAGCGGCUUCUCAUGUACUCCUUUGUUAACGACCUAUUUAUGCCUCCCGAUGAUCCUAUGGGUCGAAAAGGACCAAACCUGGAUGAUUUCCUGAGGAAACGGCCUAUUGGACCAGAAAACAAAAAAGUACAGUGUCCUUAUGGUAAAAAAUGCACCUAUGGAAUGAAAUGUAAGUUUUAUCAUCCAGAGAGAAUAAACCAAACUCAACGUUCGGUUGCUGAUGAACUGCGUGAAAAUGCAAGGUUGUCACCUACUAAGAACAAUGCUUAUUUAGAAGACAAAAAGAUGAGAAAAGUGUCAGUUGCUGAGAUAUCUACAGUGGAUCCAGACUCCACUUUUAUGCAGAAACCUCCUUUAGAGAGAACCGGAUCUUCUCAAAAAGCUAAGACAUCAGACAAGAGUAAAUUAAAUCAAUGGAAUGGAACAUCUGAAUGGUAUCCUCAUGCUGUCUGCCCAAAGGACUCCCAUAAUCAAAUCUCUUAUGACUCUGGUGUGGAACUAUGGACAAGUGUUUCAAACAGUUUCUGUGACCAUUCUCAUGAUUACUGCAACAGUAAUCAUCGGAUGCCAUGCUGUCAGCAUACAAAGGAUUUGGACAGUGAUCCGCGUAAACACUAUAGUUCUCAGAAAUUGGUUCCACAUGGUUGCCAUGCAACCUCCUUUUACCCAUAUAGUCCAUCUUCUCCCUGGUCUUCCCAAAAUGCAUCACACCAAACUUAUGAAAGAGAAAUGGCUGAGAAGUCUACCACAGCCCAUCAUAGUGUACCAAAUGACUAUACACCCGGGCCUACCCACUCACUAGAGUUUUGGUCAGAACCAGGACCCAUUCUUCAUUCUUCCAGGAGACAUCAGUCUAACUAUCAAUUAUACAGCCCGGUUCCACCUUCUAGAAAUGAUUAUCAAAAAUGGCAAAACUCAGAUAAUUACGCAAGAGAGAGAUUAAGCAUGCGCAACAAACUGUGUGCCAUCUUCCAGCCCUCAUUAGUAGAUUCUGUGAUGAGCAUGUUUCCAAAUUUGCUGGAUCCACAAAGGCUUGCAGCAGAAAUAGUGAAUUACAAGACUCAAAAUGGGUUGUGAAAGUAACCAGAUAUUUGAAAAGAAGCCUAAUGAUUAAAAGCCUUUUCUGGUAAAAAUGAUUUCACACAGCAGUUCACACAACAUGGCCCCUGAAACAGAAGACUCAUACAUACCAGCUCCACGCUGUUUCGGUCCUCCACUCUGCAUCCACUCUCUCCAUCUUACAAGCCCAAAACUGUUUACAUCAGAAUGGCUAUGGGCAUGGUCACAUGCACCUCUCCAGCCAAUGACUGGCUUCAGUCAUGAAAUGCUCCUUGUGGUCACAUUACUGUCAUUGCCCAUAGCCAGCCGGAUGUAAACAGUGCUUAGACCAGAAGAUGUAGAGGGCGGAGGCAGCAUGGAUCAAUGGAGCAGUUAAGUAUGAAUCUUCUGUUUCAGGGGGUAUGCUGUAGGAACUU